This is a messenger RNA of Debaryomyces hansenii CBS767, 984 nucleotides long. It is a transcript of the gene RFC4, whose product is annotated as replication factor C subunit 4. Gene Ontology annotation, biological process: DNA repair; DNA-templated DNA replication. Bases 1 to 984 code for a protein of 327 amino acids. Gene Ontology annotation, cellular component: Elg1 RFC-like complex; nucleus; Ctf18 RFC-like complex. The transcript has a single exon. The record is from RefSeq and is a predicted model, not a curated record. Gene Ontology annotation, molecular function: ATP binding; DNA clamp loader activity; ATP hydrolysis activity. NCBI's taxonomy places the organism in Eukaryota, Fungi, Ascomycota, Pichiomycetes, Serinales, Debaryomycetaceae.
AUGACUAAGAAUUUUGCUCUAUCUCUUGAAUUACCAUGGGUAGAGAAAUAUCGUCCCCAUAAAUUGGAUGAUAUAGUAGGGAAUGAAGAAACCGUGGAAAGAUUGAAGCUUUUAGUUGAAGAUGGAAAUAUGCCACACAUGAUUAUUUCUGGAUUGCCAGGUAUAGGUAAAACUACGUCUAUACAUUGUCUUGCAUACGAAUUAUUGGGACCUGAAUUGUAUCAGCAGGCUACGCUAGAAUUGAAUGCAUCGGAUGAUAGAGGUAUUGAUGUUGUUCGUAAUAAAAUCAAACAGUUUGCACAGACCAAGAUUCUGUUACCAGCAGGUAGACAUAAAAUAAUCAUUUUGGAUGAAGCUGAUUCCAUGACACCAGGUGCCCAACAGGCGUUAAGAAGAACGAUGGAAAUUUAUUCGAAUACCACUAGAUUUGCAUUUGCUUGUAAUCAAUCACUGAAAAUUAUUGAACCAUUACAAUCUCGUUGUGCCAUAUUGCGUUAUACUAAGUUAUCAGAUGAGCAAGUAUUAGAACGUUUGUUGGAAGUAACAAAGUUGGAGGAUGUAAAGUAUAAUUCUGAGGGAUUACAAGCGUUAAUAUUCACUGCAGAAGGUGACAUGAGACAAGCCAUAAACAAUUUGCAAAGUACAGUUGCAGGCUUUGGGUUUGUAAAUGAUAUUAAUGUAUUUAAAAUUGUCGACCAGCCUCAUCCAUUAGUUAUCAAGAAAAUCUUAGCCAGCUGCUGUUCGAAUAAGGGGGGAAAUAUUGACGAAGCUCUUGAAUUAUUGGAUAAUUUAUGGGAAAAGGGUUAUUCUGCUAUAGAUAUUGUUACUCUGUCGUUCAGGGUAGCCAAAACAUUACCAGGAAUAAGCGAACUGAAGCGUUUAGAUAUGAUAAAGGAAAUAGGAUUCGUUCACAUGAGAGUUUUAGAAGGUGUGUCUUCGUACUUACAACUUUGUGGGUUAUUCGCCAAGCUCUGUGAUUUAUAA